AUGGGUUCCGUGACCAACAACCUCGUGGACUUUGGCGACAACUAUGCGAUCCUCAACCUGGACUGGAUGUCCGUGCUGAUCGAGGCCGUGGAAAACAACCCGGAGGGCCAGGCAAUGAUCGCGAACUGCUCCAGAUGGAACGACGCCGUGCAUCAGAAGUCCCCUCGCCCCCUGACUAUCUUCUCCACUCUCUCCUUCAAUCCAGGCCAGCCGGAGGUCCAGCCCGACUCGCCAUUUGCCAGCUUGCUUCGCCCGUAUGGCGAGUUUGCACAUGGAACGCCUCCGGUGCAGAUUGAUAAACGAUUUCACUUGGAUGAGAAGGACGUGGUGCUGCACAAGACCCGGUGGUCUGCGACGUCUGGAAACGCGCUUGCGCAGAUCCUGAAGGCGCGGGGUAUCAAAACUGUUGUCGUGUCUGGAUUGAGUCUUUCAGGUGUGGUGAUGUCGACUAUCUACCGGUUGUUUGAUCUGGACUAUAAUGUCUAUGUGAUCAGAGACAACGUGGUGGAGCUACCACCCACCCAGAACUCGGAAUUCUCGCACGUCCUUCUCGACAUGCUGCUUCCUAAGAUGGGACUGAAGGUGAUUUCUAUAGAGGACGCAUUGGAGGGACUCAGUCGGUCGGGACCACGCGGAGCAGACAGCCUGACGGAAUACUAUGCUAGGUAG
This is a messenger RNA of Aspergillus terreus NIH2624, 669 nucleotides long. RefSeq names its product cysteine hydrolase. The coding region runs from base 1 to 669 and encodes 222 amino acids. The transcript is spliced from 2 exons. NCBI's taxonomy places the organism in Eukaryota, Fungi, Ascomycota, Eurotiomycetes, Eurotiales, Aspergillaceae. The record is from RefSeq and is a predicted model, not a curated record.